AUGAUGGAGAAUUCUCGACCUCCUCAAGCUCCUCAGCCCACGGAAAGCAAUCCUGAGAGAUGGGACGUUCGAAAUCUCCCUGAUAUGCCUGCAUGGAUCUCCACUGAUCCUUAUUUGACUUAUAUCCAGACAUUGUUUGCUAUCCGAUAUACAAUUGGAGAGCCCUGGCUUCUCUAUUAUGUCAUGUUUUUUAUUGGCGAGGAAAAUGAGCGACGCAAACCAGAAAUACAGAAGGAGAUAAACGACGAAAUCAAUGAAUAUGCAGAAGCAUGGGUCACAGAUCAUAGAGAUUUGGUCUUAAACUCUGCUGCGGGCAGCAUGUACAAGUAUUUCUGCCAGGAUGAGCCUGAGGAAGUUGCUCCGGAGCUAAAGUCAACGCUCGAAGCAGCUUUGGAGAAUUGUCGUUCCAUCACUUCGAGUGUCAGAGCUGUCUCAGGCAAUGGGACUCGUCAUAUACAGGCUGGAAACCAAGUCAAUCGACCAGCAAUUGCUCCUAUGAUAGGAAAAGCAGCAGGAGUAAAUCUUGCAUCGCAUGGUUGCAGGUCCAUGCAACCCCAAUCCAAGUCUAGCUUCUACACCAAUAGGACUGCUAGUAUGCCGUUGAAUCCAACAGCUCAAAACCAAUUGAAAUAUGCGAAUCGAGGUGAAGCUGCCGCGGGAAUGACACCGACUUAUCCUCAGCAACAACCACAAAAAUACGAUCGCUUCAUGAAGGAUCAGCGCAGUAUGGGCAACAAGAUUAAUGCUACGACUAGCUUGAAUGCUUCCCCAACUCGUUCCGAGAGCUACCAAAACGAGAAUGGGCUUCGCAACAAAUCUAGGCAUCGUGGAAAUUCGAUUGAGACUCAUCAAAAUAGAAGACAUCAAUGGACCGGGCCUCAUGGAACUCAGCCACAAAAGUUUAUGCAUCCAUCGCAGAACAAUCAACAACAAAACAUGUUCAAUAGCACGCGAGGAAGCCCUCCUCGAGCUGUUCAGCCCGAGCCUAUUUACUUCCAUAAUGAGCAUGCUCCUGUCCCUUUUACUGAUAAUUUCAACCGUCGCAUGGGCAAAGAUAAUUCGGUUGGUUCUCGUAUGGAGCUUCCUAAUGAUGUUCGAAAUCUCAAGAAUUUUGGAAAUUCUAAACUCAGUCAAUCACUUGCCGAGUUAGGUGAAAUGGAAGGAGAUCCAAAGCUCUAUAAAACAGACGACUUCUGUCUGUAUACUUAUGAAAAUUCUGCGUCAAGAGGCUCCUCUGGCCGCACUCUAUACAUGACGGGUGCAGACUUGAAGAUGUUUUACACUCAUGAGUUGAAAAGUUUAAUGUCCCAAGUCGGAAAAGUGGUGUCGAUCAAAUUUUUACUCAGGCCCAAUAACAAUGGUCCCAUUUUCAUAACAUUCGAUGCCGAUGUCUUAGCCAUGGCAAUUGAGAAAUUUGAUGGCUACAAGAUGCCAAAUGGGCGGAUACUUACAGCAGGAUAUCCACUUGAAAAUUCAAGAGAGCGAUCGGGCAGUAACUCCAGCUACCACAGUUACCAUGGAGAUAAUCAAAACCGCUAUAUAUUUAAUCCUGCGGCUGAAAGUCGAGCUUGGCCAAAAAAAAACUCCAUAUCCCAACAUCGACCCUCGAAAUCCCAGAGCGGUCAAAACCAAUUUCGUUAUCAGAAUGGCAAUCAUAUGACUCCAGGAAAUAUCUCUGAUCCCUUUCCAUAUACACCAGAUUCUCAAUCUAUCCCUCCCUAUCUUUUGACACAAGCACCAGUUCAACAAAUUCCAGGACAUGGACUAAGUGCAGCUUUUACGGAAGUUCUUCAACAUGAAAGAGGAGUAGGAGCAUAUUUCCAACAACAAAUACCCAGUGCAGUAUUGAACAACAGAACAAACACUGCCGGUACAGCCCCAUAUCGAUCAUAUAGUGGAGCCCAGGCAGACCGUCAUCGCAACGGCACAAGACCUGGAGCUGAUCACAACAUGGCAAAUUUGCCCAACCGCCCAGUCAACAAAAAAGAGAAUUCGCCAAUUGAAAAGAACUUUUCACAAUCUAGGCCUAGUGGAAAGGAUUCCACUAACAGUCCGGGUCGUCGACAGAAGAAGACAGUUGGCCAAGAUACGCCAGCCAAUACAACCCCGAUUGUAACUCCCGUCAGAUCGACUUUUCAAAUUCAAUUGGACGAUCAAAAUGCGUUGACCUCACCAAAAGCUUCAUCAAUCGAGGAACCGAUAAGCCCUACAACAGGUCAAUCGUUAACCACCGAGAUCAAAGUAGACACAAUGGCUGCAAUAAAAACAGGAAAUGUUGAACAAACACCGGUUGAGAUUCUCGAGUCAUCGGGCCCUGUCGACAGCUCCUUGCCAGAACCAUUGGGUGGGACAGUAGCUGCAAUGGAUUCGGAUUCAACGUCUCAAGGAAAGGCGAAGAAGUCCAAGAAAAAUAAGAAGCAAUUCAAAUCCAACAACAAGGCCGAGAUCGAUAAGGAAAACAACAUUAGCGUAUUCCCUGCCAUACUUUCGCCAACUGAAUCGACAAUUACAAAUCCAUCACUUGGCGGCGAAGACACACUGUUCAGUGGAGACUCCACCCGGAAACCAAGUGUCUCUUCGACUGAAUCUAUAUCUAACGAAGCCUCGAAAGACUCUAUUCUCCAACAAGCGACUCGAGAUGUAACCGAAAUUCCAAAAGACCGCGAACGAACAACUGGAAAAUCCAUAGACAAUGAAGUCAAAUCUGAAACCAUCUCGACUCCAAGUGUCACUACGGCUUCAAUUACUCCCAAUGCACCUCUUGCAAAGUCCAACCACAAGAAGUCAAAGACUCACGGUUCCUCCAAGGAUUUCAAGAAACAAUCUCAGUCGAAUUUUUCAGACAAUAAUAAAGUUUCUUUAACCACCAAUAAUGGACCUGCACGUAAGACGGAGCCCAAGGCAGUUAAACAACAAGGAAAGGUCUCUAAAGAUGGUGAUGCUGAAUCUUUGGGGCAACACGAACAACCAAAGACGGAUUUGAAGAACAAGAAGAAGCGAAGCUUGCCUGAGGUCAAUCAGGAGAAGGGAAAGCCUACAGUCUCAGUUGACCCUACAAACUCUUCUGAAUGGCCCCCUCUGACUCCUUCCAACUCUCCCCCUUCAAGUAUUGCAGAUGGAAAGCCACCACAAUUACCUACUCUACCAGCCUUGAAUCGCAGAACUAAGGAAGUAAUAUUACCGGCAUUGCCACUCAAGCCGCACCGACAAUCGGAUUAUACGCUAGGGAGCAAAGCUUGGCCGUUCGUAAGAAAAUGCAAACGAAAGGUCUCACCAGAAGUUAGCGGUGGAUGAUCAAGGUAGCAUUACUUUUGAUGGCAGGUCAUGUCAAAAUCUAUAUCUACUGAUAUUCACUCAUAAAGACACUAUCGAUAGACAGGGU
This is a messenger RNA of Botrytis sinoallii, 3382 nucleotides long. RefSeq lists its product as uncharacterized. The transcript is spliced from 8 exons. The coding region runs from base 1 to 3294 and encodes 1097 amino acids. The record is from RefSeq and is a predicted model, not a curated record. NCBI's taxonomy places the organism in Eukaryota, Fungi, Ascomycota, Leotiomycetes, Helotiales, Sclerotiniaceae. Gene Ontology annotation, molecular function: nucleic acid binding.